Molecule: messenger RNA, 2747 nt
Organism: Scylla paramamosain (green mud crab)
Lineage: Eukaryota; Metazoa; Arthropoda; Malacostraca; Decapoda; Portunidae
Exons: 6
Coding region: 653-2116 (487 amino acids)
Source: RefSeq, a predicted model, not a curated record
UCUUUUCCUGCACAGAGAGGAAACUCAGUCAUAAUAUUGCUUGAGUGCGUGUGCAUCAUUCCCCGGGGCACACACACACACACACACACACACACACUACCGCACGCAGUAACACACACACCACGCACUCGCAUACACAGUAAAACUCAUACAUGCCUUAUGCUCAUGACAGUAUGCUACACACACACACACACACACACACACACACACACACACACCAUAUAUAACACGUAAUGUGAAAAAGUGUUGAAUAUUGUAUUGUGAAGUAUCCGCAGAAUUACACACGCACGCACGCACGCACAGACGGACAACAGUGCAAAUUUAUAUUAAUGCAUUGCCUGUGUAUUGUGAGCAUAACAAACGGAACACAAGCUGAGUAGUGGAAGGGGGAAAAAAAGUUAGCGUUUUGAAGGCUGUAAGGAAAAAAAAGUUAAUAAUAAUUCUCAACAUUGGAAGGAAAAUAAAUUUACGCUCUCAAGACUGCAAGAAAAAAAAAAGUUAACUGGUUCUCAAGACUGGAAGGAAAAAGGAAAAUAAAUAAAUAAUAACGUUCUAAAGACUGCAAGGGGAAAAAAAAUAACUAGUUCUGAGGAGUGGCAGGAAAAAACGCAUCUAAUUUUUUGGGCCUAAUAACCUAAUAAGAGUUUUAGCAAUGCAGAAGCUAAAAACAUUAAUGCUAUGCUGCCUGUGUGGCCUGUACUUACUGUUCUUCCAUCACCUCACCACCGUCGCCAUCACGUCACACAAGCCUGCUGCGAAUCGUAAUCAUGUUCCUGCCACCUCUUCACUACUGACGGAGGAGGAAUACGAAGUGGAAGUCUCAUUAGAGGAAGCCAGCCACCAGCGGAGGGCGUCACCCACAACACACGCACUGGGUUCCCUAGGAGAGACUCAGAGGAUCCUGGUUUAUAAUUUAGGAACAGCUGCUGAGUACCUCCCCCUGCCCCCCACCAGACCCCUCCUCAAAUACUCCUCCUCCUUAUCCCUCUAUAUCCAGAAUUCACGAAGGAAAGAGAAGAAGAAGGAGAAGGAGGAGGAGGUAAAGGAAGGAGAGGAGGAGGAAGCUGCAAACUUUUCCUCUGUCCUUUCUUUAUCUUCUUCCUUUUUGUCUUCUUCCUCUAUUCCCUUUUCUUCGGCCUCUUCCUCAUUUUCCGCCUCCUCCAUUCCUUCUUUCUCCUCUUCUCCUUCCUCCAAUCCUUCUUUCUCAUUUUCCUCUACCGUUCCUUCGUCUUUCUUUUCCUCCUCCAUUGCUUCUUUCUCCUCCUCCUCCAUUCCUUCUUCUUUCUCCUCCUCCUCCACCGCCCUGGACCUAGUGGAGGAGCUGCUGGAGUUGGUGGAGCACGUGGAGAUGACCUGUUUAAAACUUCUGAAGCAAGGAGGGAGGACUUGCCAACGACUUCCUGAUGGAGAUAAAAAGGUGUGUUCGGACCCCCUCGUGGCGCCGACUUGGGCAUCGUGCCUGGUGUACUCGUUCGGCCUCGGCCACGACUUCACCUUCGACGUGGCCAUGGCGCAGCUCGGGUGUGAGGUCUUUGUGUUUGAUGAUGACCAGUACCACGACAUUUACAACAGCCAUCCAUUUACCAGGAUUCACUUCGGCCACGUGCGUCUCGGUACCAAGGUGCUGUAUCAGGUGGUGGAGGACAAGGUGAGGAACAGCACCUACGCUUACAUGUACCGGCCACUGGACAACCUCAUGUACCUCCUGGGACACACGCGGGCCUCUAUCAACCUGCUGAAGAUGGACAUUGAAGGGGAUGAGUGGAAGGUGUUCAAUGAGUCUAUAUUUAAGACUGAUAUUCUAGCACGUGUGGGACAGCUGGCUAUUGAAAUACAUAUGACGGAUUUUCUGAAGCCAAACAUCACAGCAGAGGAAACAGUAACGGCCCUCUACAAGUACAUUGCCUUCUUCACGACCCUUCGCUCUCGUGGCUUUCGUCUCGCCUACUAUGAGCCAAAUUACUUGAGUCCUACCUUCGCUACCGUGGCUGGCAUCACGUUUUCUAUCCUGGCUGAGCAGCUGUGGAUUAACACACUCUUCCGCCCACCACCUCGCCGCCUCUACAGCAACACUCGUGCCUAUAAAGCAGUUGAAUAUGUAGGUGAUCUAAUGUAGCUGAAAGAUUGAGGAUGCUGGUUAACUCUUGCAGUAGGGAGGUGGACUGAAUUGGGAUGAAAGUAGAAAGUAUUGUGUGUGUGUGUGUGUGUGUGUGUGUGUGUGUGUAUGAUUUGACACGAAAGAUGGGAAUACUGGUUAACUCUUGCAGUAGGGAGGUGGACAGAGUAGAUAUGAAAGUAGAAAGCAAAUUAAUGUGUAUUUUCUUUAUCUAGUUUUUGCUCUCUCUCUCUCUCUCUCUCUCUCAGGAUAUUUUUCUUUAAUAUCUAUAGAAAAGAGAGAAGAAAUGCUAGCCUAAGUAUAAUUAAAAUAACACCUGCGCAAUACGUCAGACAAGGAAAGUUUGUCUCAAUAUGCUCAAAAUAAUCUACCCAGCCUUGUAUUUUGGACGUGUUUCUUCCUGUUUCCCUAGUGACGCAUUGUAAUCAGGCUGUGGUGUUGUUCACGUUGCUUUCCUCCUCGUCAGGCUUGGUCCGUGUUCUAAAACGCUUUGGUCUCUCACCCCGGCUAUUUUCAAGGCCACAGAGAUGAUCAGCAGGGUUCUCAAUAGUGUUUCUCCUCUUCUUAAUGUAGAAAUCUUGUUCAUCUGUCAUUAAAGUUGUAAAAACAUCCUUAAAACGCUUUGCUCUCU